Molecule: messenger RNA, 480 nt
Organism: Syzygium oleosum
Lineage: Eukaryota; Viridiplantae; Streptophyta; Magnoliopsida; Myrtales; Myrtaceae
Product: allergen Pet c 1-like
Exons: 2
Coding region: 1-480 (159 amino acids)
Biological process (GO): defense response
Source: RefSeq, a predicted model, not a curated record
AUGGCGCAAUUGGUGAAGGCCGAGAAUCGAUCGAAGGAUCAAUUGGUUUGGGUAGUGGAGUUACAAUCAUCAGCUGAGAAGGUAUAUGAUUUCUACAAGAAGAAAUGCUAUGAAUUCCCAAAAAUCAUGCCUCUGGUGCUUCUGAAAGUAGAAUUGGUCAGCGGUGAACGGAACUGUGUGGGCUCGGUAAGGCGGUGGACUUUUGUUGAUGAUAAAUGCGGAAGCUUGAAGGACACUGUGGAAGCCAUUAACGACGAGGAGAAGUCCAUCACAUGGGCUUUGUUGGACGGAGAAGUGCUGAAGAAACUCUACAAGAGCCUGAAGGUGGAGUACCAGUUCACUGCCAAGGACAAAGGCUGCACGGCGACAGUGACUCUGACUUUCGAGAAGAAAGGCGACGGUUUUCCCGAACCCGCUAAAUGUGGGGAAGUCAUCAAGUCGAUGUUACUGGCAGUCGACGCCUACCUUCUCACGCAUUGA